CCAGAUGAUGAGAUUGUGAUUGAGUCACCUGCUGCUCAGACUCAAGUUUUGCAAAAAGAAACACUGGAAAUGAAUGAGACACCUUCUUCUCCAAUAUCUCCAAAGAGUAUUGAGGCUCAAGUUUUUACUCCAAUUCAGAAACAGCAGACGGUAACAGAGGAAACGUAUGAGGCUACACAGCCAUUGACUGAGAUCAUUUCAGCAAACAAUAAAAAGGAGGAUACACAUGCUGUGCAUCACACACCUUCCUCUCCAUUGUCUUCACUAAUUGCACUAGUUAUUGAAGAAAAUAAGAAUGCUUUGAGUGAGACAGAAACUGCGACCCAAUAUUUUUCUACAAGUGAAGGAGAGCAUACACAAUCAAGCAGAAAGAAUCAAGCAGAAGAAUAUCUCAAGGAUACUACAGAACCUACUACUGAGCUAGUUUCCACAGAUGUUUCGAAGACACAGCCUCUUACUCCGCAAACACAGCACCUUCAGACAAGUGAGGGAGAUCAAUCCGAUGAGACACCAUCAGAGCAGAAUCAAGCAGAAGAAAAUCUCAAGGAUACUACAGAACCUACUACUGAGCUAGUUUCCACAUAUGUUUCGAAGAUGCCGCCUAUUACUCAGCAAACAGAGCAUCUUCAGACAAGUGCUAUAGAUUUUUCAGAAACAAACGAGGUUGAAGUAAGCAGGCUUCUAGCUCACUUUCAAAUAGGCGCAGAGGUUGAGAUUUUGUCUACUGAUGACGAAAUAUGGUAUCCAGGAAAGGUUGUUGAUCUUAAACUGUGUGAAGGACUAGAGGAGCUGACAGUUGAGUACACGACACUCUUCACAGACCAACAUAGACUUCAGAAACUUCAGGAUACUAUCACGGCUGACAAAAUACGUCCUGCAACACCAACUAGUGACCAAAAAUCCUUUGAGAUGAUGGAUAAGGUAGAAGCCUUUUACAACAAUGGCUGGAGCAGCGGACAAAUUAGCAUGGUACUUGGUGAUAACACAUACUCGGUGUGUCUCUAUACUUCUAUGGAAACUAUUCUAUUCAAACAUUCAGAUUUGCGAAUUCAUAGAGAAUGGAAAGAUGGAGUCUGGAAGAUGGCAGAUAAGGUGAAGCCUGAUAAGAAAAGGAAAGCUGCUGCCUCAUCACAAAAUUCAGGAAUGGAUAAUGUUUUCCUAAGAAGGAGCGAGAGGGUGCCUAAACGAUCUAGAGACACAAAAACUCCAUUCAAGUCUGACAGAAAUCCGGCUUUAACUGUAAUACCUGAGAUUAUACCUGCAGUUGAUCCGUUUUCAACUCCUGCGGAACAUAAGCUUUCAAGGCUUCAAAAUUGGAUGACAUUAAAGCCCGGCAUGCAUGAAACGUCCCUAUCAAUCAAUGAUAAUAAGAUAAGGAAAUCUUUCUUUCAAAGCAUGGAAAAUGCAAAAAAGGACCUUAAGAAAGAGCACAUUGAUGGAGCCUUUGCAAUGCUAAAUUGCAGAAGAAAUGAGAAUGCUGCUUGGUUCCACAACUACAAGAUUCCAAAGGCGUGCUUCCUACCUAUGGAGUUCUUGCAUUGCUUGCUCUCUGAUGAUUUGGCUUACAAGAAAGAAAAGGUCAAAGGUAAAAAGAUUUUCAACGAUUUAUUUAAAGAUACUGUGAGAGGGAAGGUAUAUCCAGAGAAGACAUGGGGAGAAGAUGUUGAUGUUGUGUAUGGGAUUACUCUUGGAAAAAAAAGCAAUGUCUGGAUUGGGAUGGAAAUUCAUUUGAAGAAGAAAAGAAUCACAGUAUAUGAUUGUUUUCAAAAGGAAAGCAACAGCAUUGAUAUUCCUCAAGUGAAAAAGUUGACAGGUAUGUAUAAACAAUUUGUAUUUGAUGUAUUCAACUGUUUCUUGGUUUGAAAUAUUCAACUGAUUCUAUCUUGAUAUUGAUUUUUAAAUAUGACAGUGUUGAUUACUAAUCUGCUGGUGGAAUCUUCUGGUGAUGAGGUAGAUAAAGUGAAGAUGAUUCCAUUUGAGAUUGAUUACCCAAGACAAAACAUCCUUUCAACUGUGGGAUAUUUCUUGUCAAGAUUCUGGAGUGCCAGUCAUUGAAGAUAGGAGACAUGACAAAGAUUAAUGAUGACAAUGCAUUGGAGCUAAGGAGAACCUUGUCUUGUGAGAUAUUCAACCAAUUUGUGGAUGAGAGCUUUGGGAAAUGAGAAUGAUGCAUGAAAACAUUUUUUGUUUUAGUUAAGACUCGGUUUUAGUUAUGACUGUUUAUUUUGUUAUGUUGUUGGCGUCUGGUUACAUAAGAAAGAUUGGAAGGAUAUCAAGUAUUUUUUUUGGGUAUCAUAUAUCUUGGAAGGUUAAAAUAAUGUUUCUGGAUGGGUUUUCAGAAAAAAAGUUAAGUGUUUCAAAUGUAAAAAAGAAUGAAAUGAGAUUAUAUACUAAGGAUUGGACAUGUAUAUGGUAAGCUUAAAAUUGUGAUGUUUACAGACAACAAAAAUUUAGAACCACAAAGGAUCGAACCCAGAGGGAGAGAGUUUGCGUAUUUGGAUAGUGUGGGAGUUUAGCCACUAGGCCAAGAAGAAUCAUCUGUUAAUGGAUUACAUUUAAUUUUAUUUAACUCCAAACUGUAACACAAAAAAAAAUUAAAAUUGAUUUUGAAUCCACCACAUAUCGAACCCGGGGAUAGAGAGACUUUUGAGUUAUGAAAUGCCUUGGUUUAACCGCUGGUCUGAGGAGAAUCAUCUGUUAAAGAAUAUUACAUAAGCAUACUUAAACCAAUUAAUAUAGGAUAGGUUUCCAAAACAAUACAUUUCGAUUGAAAAAAGACAAAACUCUUGCCGUCUCAACACUCUCGCCGUUUCAAACUUCUCGAAUCUCACUCGUCUCCGCCUCUCGAAUCUCUCUCUCAUCUCCAUAUCUCUCGAUCUCCGACGAAAACCCAUCUCCAGAACUCUCUCUCUCUUUCGAUCUUUUACGCGAGCUCUCUCUAUUCUCCGAGAAAAACCAUUUCUAGAGCUCUAUCUCUUUAAGGUAUGUUGCAGAUUCAACCUUAUGUGUGUUUUCUUUCUGAGAGAUUGGUCUCCUGGUUUUUGCUUGUGUAUAGACUUCCUCGUUUUAACCUAAUAUGAUUGGUAGAAUUCUAGUUCAUGUGAAAGCAUGUGUAUAGACUCAGGAAGGAUUUGUAUUGUUUCAGGAAACCCUUCCUGAAAAUUGGAUUUUAAUUAAUUUAGACAAAUAAAAUUUUUCUUGUUUACGCAGGAUAGAAACAAGAUGGGAGAUCCAUUAAGACUAGCACUGCCUGAGCUGAGGUAUCCGAUUGGAUCAGAGCCAGAGAAGACGAUAUCGAUAAACCAACACUCGAUAGUUGCUUAUAUCAAAACUGUUAAGGAAAUUCUAGGAAAUGAUGAGUUCAACAGAAUAAGAGGGACGUUUUUGGGACCGGUGAUCAAGCUUGGAGAGAGGUCUUUGAAAUUAUCAGCUAAGAUAGUGCACGCAGUUCUCACCAAAAGCAUCAAGACAGUGAAGAGACACGAAGCAUGGUUCCAUUUUGGUGCUCAGCCAAUGAGGUUCUCUAUAAGAGAAUUCCACAUGGUGACUGGUUUGAAAUGUAGUGGUGAAGCAAGAGAACCACGAGAGGAAACCGAGAAAUUUAAGUGGGACUUCCUAAAAGGGCGUACUCAUACAGUAAAGGACGUGGAGAAGCAGCUCAGAAACACAAGAGAAGAUGCUUCUGAUGAGAGAUUCUGCCUUGCAAUGCUCCUCCUGAUUGAGAGCAUACUACUACAGAAGAGCCUUCUCGACGGUGGCACAACUUUUACUUUGGAUUAUGUGAAAAUAGCGCAGGAUAUGGAUGUCUUGAUGACAUACCCAUGGGGGAGAACAGCUUAUAAUUUGCUGUUAAAAUCACUUCAGAGAGCUGUCGACAAAAGCCUCGACAAAAACAAUUAUGAUUUGCAAGGAUUCCCUAUGGCAUUUCUUAUAUGGAUACUUGAGUCAGUACCUUUGCUACAGUAUGCAUUCAGUCAAGUUGUUCCUAUUCUGAGCGUUCAACCGUCUACCCCAAUAUUUUUGUGUGAGAAGUACCUUCAAAUAGCUUCUCCACAGCUGAUAGAUGUUCUCCUAAUUGAAAUCAAAGAUCAUGUAAGUUUUUACAUUAUUUUUUUCUUGUUUCUGUUUUGCCUUAUGAUUCUCCAUUUAAAAGCUAAUUAUUUUUAUGGUUUCAGCUUAAGGUCACAUGCAUCCUACCUCCUAUUUCUAAUGAUCCAGAAGCUGAUGUUUGCAUGGAAGACGAAGCUAAUAAAGAUCUGGAUGACAUGGCCGAUUUAUCCAAGAGAGGUUAUAAGUUUAAAAUUAGAGAUUGGCGAAACAUGUCAGUAGACCUAUACGGUGCUAAUGAACAAAUAAGAAGAGCA
Brassica napus (rape) is the source of this 4364-nucleotide messenger RNA. RefSeq lists its product as uncharacterized. The record is from RefSeq and is a predicted model, not a curated record. Gene Ontology annotation, molecular function: cysteine-type peptidase activity. The coding region runs from base 70 to 1863 and encodes 597 amino acids. Gene Ontology annotation, biological process: proteolysis. The transcript is spliced from 9 exons. NCBI's taxonomy places the organism in Eukaryota, Viridiplantae, Streptophyta, Magnoliopsida, Brassicales, Brassicaceae.